Mycena indigotica is the source of this 936-nucleotide messenger RNA. RefSeq lists its product as uncharacterized. The transcript has 5 exons. Bases 10 to 936 code for a protein of 308 amino acids. The record is from RefSeq and is a predicted model, not a curated record. Lineage: Eukaryota; Fungi; Basidiomycota; Agaricomycetes; Agaricales; Mycenaceae.
AACGAGACGAUGGGCGCGGGCGCCGCGCGCGCGGCGAGCAACGCAGAAAUCCUGCGCAAAGCGUGUGGCGACUCCUCUUCCCUCUUCUUGCUUCCAUGGUGCCCGCCGACAUUGUCCUGCUGGCGUGGGCCCUGUUCUCGCUGUCAUUUCAGGCCCGUGCGUGCUCCGGCCCCGCUGACUCCGCUCUACCGCAAGUACAAGACGGCUGGGUACGACCACAUGUACACGGCCGAUUUGGGCGAGUACAACGCAAACAACGGGUGGACGCAGGAGGGAGUGCGCGCGCUGGUGUUCACGACGCAGGUCCCGGGGAGCGUGAAGCUGUAUCGCUUGUGGAGCGGGGUUGCAAUUGACCAUCUCUACACAACCGACAAGUCUGAGGGCGACAAGGCCACACAGACCGGCGGGUACGUCUACGAAGACGCCUCACUCUACGUGUACCCGUCUGCGCAGUGCGGCGCGGUCCCGCUGUACCGGCUUUACCUCGGCGGCGACGGCAAGGACCACUUCUACACCGCCGACCCCGCCGAGCGCGAUCAGGCUGUGGGACUCGGAUACAAAUACGAGUGGGUCGCGGGGUAUGUCUUCCCGAAGGAUGCCGCCCAGCAGCAGCAACAACAGCAACAGCAACCAGCCCAGACAACAACCAAGGGCCAGCCUGAUCCCGGCGCGCCGCCGGCGCAGCCUUCCCGCACCAACAAUGGUAGUCCCAACGCGGGCUCCAGCGCCGGCGGAACAACCCUGGCGGCGGGCGGCGGCCCCGGGCUGCUCACGUACUCCGGUUCGGUGCUACCCGCAGCGACGUCGCUGCUUCCCGGUGGGCAGAACACGAACGCGAAUGGGGAUAGCCAGAAUUCCGCGGCGGGGGUGCGGAUCGGGAGUGGGGUGAGUGUGGGUGGGCUUAUAGCGCUGGGGAUUGUAUGCUUAAUUGCAUGA